AUGGACUCGCCGACCAGCCCCAGCCAUGGCGUCAUCACUCCGCAGUUUAGUGCCGAAGUCGACGACAGCCUGGUGCGUGGAGUGGCGGCGAACAAGCGCAUCUCGGAAGGAUGCAGACCGACGAAGGGCACCUAUCUACACACGCUGCAGACCGCGCAGAAGACUAGGAACGUCGCGAUCCACGAUAAGUUCUUAGCCACCGCGGAGAAGAACGGCAUCGGCGAGAUCUUCGACCUCUCGAAGAAGUCGCAGGUGUGCACCCUCUCCAAGGGGGGCAAGAUUUCGCAGACCAUGUACAAUGUUGACAUCUCUGCGACCCACGUGAUUCUCUCGUCUGCCCGGCCUUUCUCAAUGACCUGCGACGAGAAGGACAAGAGGCUGCAGGUGGCCAAUGUCUUUGACUACCAAGGCACAUAUGUGCAUUCCCUCCAGCACGGAGCCAUGAUCGGGCGCGGCGGCAUCUGCCUGUCGCCGGAGUAUGCGGCCACCUCGGGGGAGGAUCAGGUGGUGAAGGUGUGGAGCCUCGAGACGGGAAAGCUCUUGGGCCAGGUUGCCGUGGACAAGGCCCGCAGCCCCGGGGUGCGCAUCGUCCAGGGCCAGCUGCUGCUCUCAGGCAUUUCGGAGGUGUCCAUCUACUCUUUGCCUGGCCUCGUCUUGGAGCGACGGCUGGUGAAUGAGAUGGAUAAGGACAAGGUGCCGACGCGUGCCACGCCUCAAACCUACCCACGCCUGGCCAUGGGUGGACCCUACGUGGUGUCCGGCAGCGAGACGCGCACGGCCAGCGUCUGGACACUGGCGGAUGGCAAGCUGCUGUGCACCAUCUCGGACGAGCGUCGCAUCUCCGGGGACUUUAUGGUGGCGCUGAGCGGGGACAAGUUGGUCGUCAUCGCUGGGAAGAUGCUGAAGAUCUACGACCUCACGGUGCACGCAGGGUACCGGCGCGCCAUCUCUGAGAGCUUGGGCAUGAGCUUGGAGUACCUCAUCGAGCCAUCCAUGUUCACCCUCACUGCGCAGACUGCCGCCGGCAAGGAAGACCCCAACUUCCACGAGCUCGCGCCGGCCAUCGCCUAUGGCCCUAAAGCCUUAGGCGCUGCCGCCAUCUGCCCCCGCGACGGGCGACCGGGCUGCGCGCUGGUGGACGUGCUCCCCGCGGGGCCGGCCACCCACUUCUUGUCCUGGGCCUGGGGCUACCACCUGACGACGGUGGUCCUGGCGCUGCGCCACUGGUGCCAGGAGUGCCAAGUGGAUGCCGCGCAGACGUUCAUUUGGAUCUGCUUCUUCUGCAACAACCAGGAGAGGAUCUUGAAUGAGAAGAGUCAAGAAGGCUCGGACGACUUGGAGACCACCUUCCAGGGCCGGCUCAAGGCCAUUGGCCAGGUGCUGGUGCUCUUCGAUGACUGGUCCAAGCCCGCGUACCUGACGCGGGUUUGGUGCAUCUUCGAGACCUUCGUCGCAGUGCGCUCCGACAUCUCCUACUCGCUGAUCUUCCCCCCGGAGAGCUCCAAGAGUCUGCACGCCACGCUGCAGCGGGGGAUGCACUUGGAGGUGACCAAGGAUUGGAGCAGCAUCGACGUGGCCCAAGCAAAAGCCAGCCGCAUGGUGGACGAGGAGAAGGUGAAGGGGCUGAUCACGCGCACCUCUUCCUUCGACGAGGUGAACUCAGUUGUGAAGAGCCACUUGGUGAAUUGGUUCAAGCGGCAGUUCGAGGUGGUCUUUGAAAAAGGCGUGCAAGAGGGCGUCAAGGAGGCUCACUGCCUCAAGUGUAUGGUCAAGGAUGAGGAGAUCGCGACGCUGAAAGCCAUGCUCGAGGAGCGCGACGCCGAGAUCGCCCGACUCCGAGAGCUGCUUCCCGCUGGCAGCGGGGCGCAAGCGGCGCAAGCGGUGCGCCUGGCCUCCCCCAGAGUCUGA
This is a messenger RNA of Effrenium voratum, 1908 nucleotides long. NCBI's taxonomy places the organism in Eukaryota, Dinophyceae, Suessiales, Symbiodiniaceae. The record is from the annotation of a GenBank genome assembly.